AUGGCGUCCCCAACUUCUGCAUUCCCGCCAGGUUACGCGGAAGAGGAUAUCAGCGCUCGUGUAAUCGCAGUCGGCGUUACUUUUAUUGUUUUGGAGAUUGCAAUCGCCGCCCUGCGCUUUACUGCGCGGGCUGUCUGCAAGACGAAAUGGGGACUCGACGACUACCUCAUCAUCCCAGCGCUUGUAUUUUCCCUCGGGAUGUGCACCAUAGCAAUCAUUGAGGCCAAAAUUGCCGGGAUCGGUCGCCACCUGGACGUCCUGCUUGUCACGAACCCUCAAGCAGUCGUGAAUUGGGCGAAAUGUGGUUACGCGAUCGAGCAACUGUAUUGUGCAGCAGUUGCAUUCCCGAAGCUGUCUAUUCUGGCUUCAUAUCUUCGCAUCUUCACGACGCGCCCGUACCGAAUCAUCACAUACACUGUCGCCGGGAUUGUCAUGGCGACUGCGAUUGCCGGCAUCAUCACAUCGCUCGCAUCUUGCCAUCCGUUCUCCUCGCGAUGGGACUUGAAGCUCUUUAUCAGCAACUGCAUAGAUGCCGUGCGCUACUGGAAGGGCAUGAGUGUGCCAAAUAUUGCCACCGAUGUGGUCAUGCUCAUCCUUCCAAUGCCCGUCGUGUGGCGCCUUCAGGUGUCAAAGAACCAGAAACUGGCUCUGUCUGGCAUCUUCUUAAUGGGUAGUCUUGGAAUCGUCGCCAGCAUUGUUCGGCUCACCGUAACCUUCCGCGUGACAGCCCUUAGUGACGGCACCUGGGACUCCGCCGACAUCGCGACUUGGUCUCUCGUCGAGUCGGGAUGCUACCUCAUCGCCGCAUGUCUUCCUGUACUUCGACCUCUGUUCGUGCGCGCAACUAGACGGCUAGCGGGCACCGCUCGAUCUCAGACACGGCACUCGACUGGGUCGUCAAUCAGCAUGAGGGAACAAAAGUCCUCACCGGGCGAGAGCCAAUCUUUUAGCGAAACAAACCACAUUCUGGCAAGUGGACGGAACUCUAGUGGAACGAGCGCGUCGGGAAACCUUCACGACAUGCAGCACGAGUACUACUCGCGCCAUGGAAUCGGCACAGCAGUCUGA
Messenger RNA from Purpureocillium lilacinum, 1068 nucleotides. The record is from RefSeq and is a predicted model, not a curated record. Lineage: Eukaryota; Fungi; Ascomycota; Sordariomycetes; Hypocreales; Ophiocordycipitaceae.